Messenger RNA from Auxenochlorella protothecoides, 558 nucleotides. Its product is annotated as 50S ribosomal protein L9. The transcript has 3 exons. Gene Ontology annotation, molecular function: structural constituent of ribosome. The record is from RefSeq and is a predicted model, not a curated record. Bases 1 to 558 code for a protein of 185 amino acids. Gene Ontology annotation, biological process: translation. NCBI's taxonomy places the organism in Eukaryota, Viridiplantae, Chlorophyta, Trebouxiophyceae, Chlorellales, Chlorellaceae. Gene Ontology annotation, cellular component: mitochondrion; ribosome.
AUGAUGGCUUUCCAGGGGUGCACCCCCUCCAUGCAGGUGUAUUGCCGUGCGGCGCAGCGCGGCACCCUCGUGAUCACGGCCUCCAAGGCCGUGACGCACAAGAAGCAGGUCAUCCUGCUCAAGGACGUGCGGGGCCUGGGCAAGCAGGGCGAGCUGUGCGAGGCCCCUGUCGGCUACGUCCGCAACUACCUCAUCCCGCAACGCCAGGCCUCCCCCGCCUCCCCUGCCAUCCUGGCCAGGCUGCAGUCCGAGAGGGACGCGGAGGCAAAGCGGGCGCAGGAGGUGCUGGGCAAGGCGCGGGCCAUGGCCCUGGCCCUGAGCACCAUUGGCAAGUUUGUGAUCAGGAAGAAAGUGGGCACCUCGGGCCAGCUCUUCGGCUCCGUCACCACCGCCGACGUGGUGGCCGUGAUCGAGCAGCAGACGGGGCGGAGCCUGGACAAGAGGGCCGUGAACCUGCCUGAGAUAGCUGCCCUGGGGAGCUACCUGGUCUCCAUCCGGCUGCACCCAGAUGUGGUAGGGGAGUUCCAACUUGUGAUCCAGAAGGACACCUCGGCUUGA